AUGAGCCUUAAAUCGUCAAAACACAUCGCUGAAGUAUUAGAUGAACUUGAAGGUAUUUCAGAUAACGAAUCAAUUGAUAUUAUUAUAAUUCCUCCCGAUGUAGAUAGUUUGACUAACGAAGAACAUUUCGAUGAUAAUGAGGUGGCUAUAAACGAUGUUGUAGACGUUCCACUUGAUGUGUGUGGAACAUUUGAAAUUUUAAAAAGUUCCGGUGUAGAUAAUCUUUCAAAACCAAAUCCUUCCAAAAAACGUAAGGAAACACCCCCAAAAUGGAAAUCAAAAAUGCACCCCAACUAUACUGAUGGACCAAUUAACGAAGAACAAAAAUGUGUUGCACAAUUAGUUGAAAAUUAUGGUGGGACGAACGUGUUGCAAUGUUUUUUAUUAUUUUUCGAUGAUACUGUGAUUAAUCUCAUAAUAGACAAUUCAAAUAAAUAUGCUACCUACUGUAACAGGCAUAACUUUUCUUUAGGAAAGACAGAUUUAUUAAAAUUUAUCGGUAUUAUGAUCUUAACUGGUUACCAUAGUUUACCAAAAAUCGAAAACUAUUGGUCUAAAGACGAAGACAAAGAAGUAAUUUUAGUAAGGAAAACAAUGUCAAGGAACAAAUUUAAAAAUAUAAAACAAAAUUUACAUUUAUCUGACAAUAAAAACCUUGAUUUGACCGAUAAAUUUGCUAAGGUACGACCUUUUUUCAAUAUAUUGAAUGAAAAGUUUUCUCAGUUCGGAAUAUUUUCUCAUAAUCUGUCGAUUGAUGAAGAAAUGGUGCCAUAUUUCGGUCGGCAUUCUUGUAAAAUGUUCAUUAAAGGGAAACCUGUUAGAUUUGGUUUCAAGUUGUGGUGCUUGACAUCUGAGAAUGGCUAUUUGUACAAAUUUUUACCUUAUGGUGGUGCUAGUACAAAAAGAGUGGACGGUUUACCUCUUGGUUCGGAGGUUGUUUUAGGUUUAUUGGAAAUAGUAGAUCAACCACAGCUUCAUAGAAUAUUCUUCGAUAACUUCUUUACAAGUUAUAAAUUACUGUUGAUGUUGAAAGAAAAACAUUUUUUUGCAACUGGGACAGUUCGGGAUAAUCGAACAGGAAAUUGCAAUUUGAAAUCAAUGAAACUAAUGGCUAAAGAACCCAAAGGCACUUUUGAUUUCACUUUCGACAGUGAGAAUGGAAUAGGUGCAGUUCGUUGGUGUGACAAUGCUGUUGUUACAAUGAUGUCUAACGUAGACACCAUAGAACCCAUACAUGCUGCUAAACGUUAUGAUAGGAAACUGAAAAAACCGAUAAGUGUACAACAGCCAAGUAUGAUUUAUAAUUAUAAUAAAAAUAUGGGUGGCGUAGACCUCCAUGAUAAUGGCAUUGCAAACUAUCGUAUAAAAAUACGGGGCAAAAAAUGGUGGUGGCCAUUAUUUAGCAAUGCAGUGGAUAGCACGAUAGUCAAUGCAUGGAAGUUUUACAACUUGGUAAAUAAAAAAAAAGUGCCACAGCUUGACUUCAGAUCAGAGUUAGUACUAUGUCUAUUAAAAGUUGAAACAAGCCUCAAAGACAAUGAUGAAGACGAGUCUCAACAUUCUACAACUAGCAACGUCAGUUUCGGUCGACCUUCAAAAAACAGUCUUCCAGAUGCCAUUAGAAAAGACGGAAUGGACCACAUUAUUAUCAAAGAUGAUGUUAGAAGAAGAUGUCGCCAUUGCUCUUCUCAAACAAUUUAUUCUUGCAGAAAAUGUUUGGUGUCUCUUCAUCCACACUGCUUUGCUAUAUUUCAUGAUAAAUAA
Molecule: messenger RNA, 1764 nt
Organism: Macrosiphum euphorbiae (potato aphid)
Lineage: Eukaryota; Metazoa; Arthropoda; Insecta; Hemiptera; Aphididae
Source: the annotation of a GenBank genome assembly